This is a messenger RNA of Amoebophrya sp. A120, 519 nucleotides long. The record is from the annotation of a GenBank genome assembly. NCBI's taxonomy places the organism in Eukaryota, Dinophyceae, Syndiniales, Amoebophryaceae.
GUUUCUAGUUUGAUGUGGCGCUACAACCUAAUAGAAGUUCUACAAGAAAUAGAAACACCUACGACGCCGCGUUAUUCAUCUUAUGUGAUGUGCCUGCACCCACUACACUCGCGUAGUGUAGCCUUACCUGCUUCGGUUGUAAUGCUUGACCUUCUUGAUUCAACAAAAUUUUGUAUCUCAUACCCUCCUUCGAUAUUUUCGGAAAAAGUACCAAAGCGGGCCAUUACAAGUACUUUCGGGUCUUCAAGAUUCCGAGCAACGGCUAUCCACAUUACUUAAAUUUCCCGUACGCCUUCGGAGAAAGAAAUGCUGUUUCUGCGUGAUGACAAUCCUAUUCAGCAUGGCAAGUGGUGGCACACAGCCCUAAGGUGGGAAGUUUGUCAUGCAUUUUUGUCAACGUCGACCUCGAUGCGUACGGGAAAUUUGUAUUGCAUAACAGCAAGCCCUUGCGAAUGGCGGGCCGGAAUAACGACGAAUUUCUCGGGAGGUGCCAGUACUGGUUUGGCCGGGACAGCGUAG